AUGGACUUUAAGUUUAGAUUAAUAAGGCCUAGAUAUUUGGUCUUAAGAGUCAUAGUAUUCUGUUACGUGCUGAUUUUUGUGUUGGCUAAUAAGAGUGCUUCCAAGCAGUUGAAUGCAUCGGAGCAAUCUUCGGAUGACAAGCUAACUAGUUUAGACAACCCGCAAAACUCUAGCCCAAAUGAACUAGAAGUUGCUUCUAACCAGGCCAACAAUGAUGGUUUGCUUAAUUGCGGGAAUUUGAUUGAUUUUGAAUCUGCUGUUUCUGAUCAGAGUAAUAGUGAGCAUUGGGUUAGUGUUGACGUUGCAGUUUCUGAUCAGAGCAAUAGUGGGUAUUGGUAUGAUUGUGGGGAUUGGUUUGAUUCUGGAUGUUUGAUUAAUGCUAAACCUGUUGCUUCUGAUCAGAACAGUAGUGAGAAUUUGGCUAGUGUUGAACCUGUUGUCUCUGAAGAGGACAAUAUUUGGAAUCUAGUUGAUAUAUCGCAGCUGACCAAUGAAUUGGCGAAUUCAAACAAUCCAGAGAGGGAAGAUGUUUGUGGUAAGUUGCUGUGGUCAGCUGAUAUUUUGUGGUCUUAUGCUAAAAAGCAUGUUACAAGGUUUGAAAGAGUUGAUAAUGAUGAGCAGGUAGCCCAACAGAGCUCUAGUGGCACAUCAGAAAGUGAUGACAGCGCCGUACAACUUGCAAAGGCGCAUGCAGCUACUACCAUUAAGAUCGAGAGUAUGUUGCAAUUAGAUAAAGCCAUCGAUGCUAUUGAACAACAAAUUCAAGAGCUACCAAAGACAUAUCAGUGGUACACUAACUCAUUGGAGUCGGAUUAUAACAAAGUUGUGGAUAUAAUUGGGAAUAUAAAGAAAGAGAUUCACCUAUUGGUUGAGCAGGAAAAGAAUAUUGAUAGCGUAUUUCAGACGAAACUUGAGGCCAUAACCCAACUCGAGGACAUUGACAAUUGGUUUGGCGGCUGGUUUUCUCUAAUACAGAAGCCAGCUUAUAAUAGACAAAGUGCUUAUUUCAUCCAAACAUUGAAGAAGAUAUCUGUGGCUAUCAAGCCGCUUUUUAAUACUUUGUGUGACCAUAUAAACCCGAACUAUUUGAAUGCAACCGAUAUUGGCCUUCUAAAAAUCCUGUUGUCUGCGCACAUCAAGAACAAUGACUCCCUAAUGGAUAAAUUCUGGCCACGGAUCGAGGAAUACAUGGAUCAUACCAAAACGAACCAAGAAAUACAUACUUCAAUUAGCACGAUGGCACAACACUUAUCUACCUUCUACGAUCACAUUUGUAAGGAAAAACAUGAGAGCAUCCCUUCCCAAGUUGUUUCCUAUCCUAUAGACUGGAGUAGUCUCAACUGGACCCGGGUGAUUGAAGUUCAAGAUGUAAUUGGUGCCCCAAAGUCUCUAACAGAGUGGACCGAGUUCUAUGCUGAUGUUACAAGCCAACUUUGUCAGAUGCUAAAGAGUUCAACUUCGAAAAUAACCCCAAAAGACAAAAAUCAAAGCAUUGAUGACAUAUCAAAAUAUACUCACGAAGUAAAUGUGACCUUAGAGUCAAUGACUAAGAUAUUCGUAGAUGUGGUUGAUCGUCUUAACCAAAUUCGCUACCAGCCAAAUGAUUCUAUUGAUCUCUUCCUACAUCAAAAUGAGCCAAUCAUUAUGGAUCAACAAACCCAUAUCCUUGGCGAGUUGCCGAUAUCGAAUGAUGGCUUGAAAAAAGCUUGGUUAAACGCGGACCUUGAGGUUAUAAUGUUUGAAAUGUUCGAAUCCCUUUUGGACAAGUUUAUUCCAUACCCUGAUUCUAUAGAAAACGCUAUUGCAAACUCCUUUAUCGGGGUUGUUGAACGCUAUUAUAAUUUUGAGGAUGCCGAUGCGACUUUGGCUCAAAUCACACGCCUUGUCCAACAAGCCAUGGCCAAGUAUAUUCUGCGUUUGGCAGAUAGAUAUAACUACAUUAGAUUGCUGUUCCAGCGUGCCAAAGAGAUACAGAGCCUUCAAAUGUGCUGGAAACAGCAAACUUCGAAGAACAAUGUCUCAAAGAUGCCAAAAGACAUGGAAGAAAUUCAAUCUGACCAUCAAAACAUUAACUCGAUAAACGCGGAGAUCGACCCUUAUCACAAGAUGCUCUGUUUAUCUGAGAACUGGGUUGAACAAGUCAGAAAGUAUCUUAGCCUACCUCCUUUCAACCACAUCUUUGAUGAUCUUAUCGACCAGAAUCUGAGCCAGCUUGUCAUUUUCAUCGGUCAGGUGAGUGAAUACAAGAAUAAGUCAGAUUUAACCUCCUUUUUGAAUAAGGUCACUGCGGGCCAAAGCAGCCCGGCCUUUGCCCAGUUAAAGAUUAUUGAGCUUGUUUGCUUGGUAAACCGCAGGUUUAAUAUAGGCAUUUUCGGUCUAUGUAAUGGCUUCCGGGUACAGGAGAAAAUAGAAGAAGUCGUUGCUGAGAUUAACCAAGACACCGCAAAGCUCUUCGACGACCAAAAAGCCGCGCUUGCUAAAACAUCGGAUCUUUUAAACACACUGACUCAAUCACUGCGCCGCUUGUUCAACCAAUUUCUCGAUCCCACCGAAGUCGAGAGACUAUUUUUACAAGCUCCUUACAAGUAUCAAGAUACAAAAGGCACAAUAAUAGAGUAUCUAGCACCUAGAUGGUCCACCCUACCCUUAUUGCCUUUAAACUCUAAGACAGCCCAAUCAUCCGAAGAGAAUAGUAACCCUGCAAAUGUGACUGUUUGCAACUCUAAGAGCACGGCUUCUUCUAACCCAGAACAGAAGCCCAAUAUCAACCCAAUACCAUCAUAUGAGCGAUACACCGUAAACACAAGCUCCUCCAAGCAUAAAUCCAGCCACCCCCUUUCAUAUAAUGGCAUCAUUCCUAUCGUCAUCACCCAAUCCAAACAAACUCCUGUUGUGCCAAGCCCUUCCAAGCCACCCUAUGCUUCUCAUUCAACCUCAUUCAACCUCUCCUCGCAAACAAACCCGCCCCGCCAUAGUGUAUGGAAAAAUAGCGGUCAUAACGGCCACGGAUCGGCCAACAACACUCAGAGCAUUCCUUCCCCUACCAUACCAGUGCCAACAUUCAGCAAAGAAGAAUCUGCCCAAGACACAUCACCGCCCAAGGCAGCCCAACCAACCACCACAAGUCAUUCAAAUAGCCAAAAGAGCUCGGGCAAUAUCAAAUUGGCAGCACUGCUUACUGGAGGAGGACUUUCCGUCCUAGGAUUAAUCUUUGCUGUCGGUAAGCUUAUCCAUAGUCGAGUUUAA
This is a messenger RNA of Nematocida homosporus, 3246 nucleotides long. RefSeq lists its product as uncharacterized. Lineage: Eukaryota; Fungi; Microsporidia. The record is from RefSeq and is a predicted model, not a curated record. The transcript has a single exon. Bases 1 to 3246 code for a protein of 1081 amino acids.